Messenger RNA from Paraglomus brasilianum, 1518 nucleotides. The record is from the annotation of a GenBank genome assembly. Lineage: Eukaryota; Fungi; Glomeromycota; Glomeromycetes; Paraglomerales; Paraglomeraceae.
CUCUCCGACAACUUUAGCAGAUUACUGGAAUGGGCUGAUGAUUUCAAUACAAUUAUUCAAGUUGGCAAACAGCCUGAAAUAAAGUCGUUUGAGGCACACUCAGUGGUCUUGCGAGCUAGGUCCGAGUAUUUUCGAACCGCGCUUUCGAGCAGUUGGUCAAGAACACAAGGGGGUAAAUAUAUAUUUGAAAAGCCGAACAUAUCCCCAAACGUAUUCGAGAUUAUAAUAAAAUAUAUUUACAGCGGCACAUUAAGCGUCAAAGAUUAUGAAGGAGAGGACCUGUUUGGGUUGCUUGUAGCUGCUGAUGAAAUGUUACUAGAAGAACUCAUCUAUCCAGUACAGGAACAUAUUAUUCGAGAAAGAACAAAGUGGGUAAAAGAGAAUCUUCCCCGAGUAUUGGAUGUAUGCAUGAAACGAGAUUGGUGUGAUAAACUCCGGGAUCAUUGUAUAAGAACAUUAUGUGCAGAACCGCGUUGGUUUUUUGAAUCCGACGAUUUCACAUCUGUUGAGGAGAGUACAUUACUAUACAUUCUCACUUGCGAUAAUUUAUGCCUUGAAGAGGGCCAAAUUUGGGACUACUUGAUUAAAUGGGCUAUCGCCAACACACAGAAUAUACGAAAUAAUGUAUCCGAAUGGAGUUAUAGGGAUUUUGUUGCAAUAAGACGGACAUUAAAUCGAAGCCUUCCGUUGAUAAGAUACUCUCAGAUUUCGCUCACACACUUACAAGAGAAAGUCAAACCAUACGAGAAAAUAUUCUACAAGAAUCCGCAAGUAACAGAAUUAUUCCGACACCUCUCUGAAGUACCGUAUCAGCUGCCAGAACAUGAAAAUCUUUUAGUGCCGAGCAGACCAUUAGAUUCAAAUAUAAUAUCCAAUUCACAGGCUUCUCUUAUUGCUCUUUGGAUAGCUGGAAAGACUCUUACGGAGGGAAUGUCGUUAAGAGGGUUGAUGCCAAUGUCCUAUAGAUUCAAGCUGCUCUACCGAGGUAGCCGCGAUGGAUUUUCAGCAAAAACAUUCCAUAGUCGGUGCGAUAACAAAGGCCCAACAAUCGUAGUGGUGAGAAUAGACGAAAAAAGACAAGACGGAAAAAAACAAGAUGGCAAAAAACAAGACGGCAAAAAACAAGAUGGUAAAAAACAAGACGGCAAAAAACAAGACGAUUAUAAUAAAAAAGGCCCGCGAGAAGUAAUAGGAGGCUACAAUCCGAUUGGGUGGAGUAGUCCCAAACAAGUAGAGUGGCGGGAAACUUCAGACAGUUUCAUAUUUUCAAUGGGUGACGGUAGAGAUCUGAGGAAAGCGAAUGUAGAGCGUAUCCCGGAAGAUAAUACAAAAGAGGCUAUACAACUCAGCGAGAAACUGGGACCAUGUUUUGGAUUUUAUGAUAUCAAAAUAAUUGACGAGGCACAUGAAUGCAAAUCGAAUUACGGCACUGCCGGCUUUCGUUACGGAAAAAUUCGAGACAAAAGCGGCUAUUUCGGUGUCGAUGACUAUGAGGUCUUUCAAGUUAUCAAAAAGUAG